AAUAUUAUCUGGAAUUCGCCAUAAAAUUAGCCAAGCAGUGCGGGCAAAUAAUUCUUGAUGCAUCAAAUGCAAGAUAUUCUACAAACAGUAAAGUUCUCUCGAAAUAUGACAAUAAGACAGACUUAGUAACCGAAACUGAUCAAAUGAUAGAAGAAUUGAUUAAAUCAAAGUUGAAAGAAUGUUUUCCAGAGCAUAAGUUUAUCGGUGAAGAGACAAAAGCUGCUGGAUAUAAAUAUGAAUUCACAGAUGAUCCAACAUGGAUUGUUGAUCCAAUAGAUGGAACGACAAAUUUUGUUCAUGGAUUUCCAUUCGUGGCGGUCUCUAUCGGGUUAACAAUAAAUAAGGAACCGGUUGUCGGCGUAGUGUUUAAUCCAAUCCUUAACGAAUUAUAUUCAGCUCGAAAAGGUCAUGGCGCAUUUCUAAACCAGACGACUAGACUUCCGCUCUCAUAUCCAAACCCUCCCCUUCAGCUACCAUCUUCUCUUGAUAAGUGCUUAGUGGUUACAGAGUAUGGCAGUGAUCGAUCCAACAAUACCAUUAGUAAAAAAAUAAAUUCUGUUCAUAAUUUGCUGCGUAAGCCUGGUGCUGUUUCUUGGUCAUCUAAAAAAGCUGGUUUAGUUAGGGGUAUUAGGAGUGUUGGUAGUGCUGCCUUGAAUACUUGUCAAGUUGCUCAGGGGCGUGCUGACAUUUUUUUUGAAUUUGGAUGUUGGGAAUGGGAUGUGGCAGCAGCUCUCGUAAUUCUUAAUGAAUCGGGUGGUAUGAUGGUAAAUGCUCAAGGGUACGAUGAAGGACCGGUUGACAUUUUUGGUCGCAAAUAUUUAGCAAUUAGAGGUGGAUCACCUUGCGAUGGCGAUGAAGAUUCUAAACAGAGUCAAUUAAGGUUAAUUAGGGAAAUGUGGGAUGUUAUCGAGGAUGUUGAUUGUCCUAGAACUUGA
Messenger RNA from Racocetra persica, 935 nucleotides. NCBI's taxonomy places the organism in Eukaryota, Fungi, Glomeromycota, Glomeromycetes, Diversisporales, Gigasporaceae. The record is from the annotation of a GenBank genome assembly.